CUAAAGUUGAUUUCUUUUUUGGACUGCUCUAGGCUCUACAUAUACCACACGCAUAUAUAUGUGCACUAAAAACGUUACUUUCUAAGUGAAGUAAUCAAAGUUCGGUCAAAGGAUUCAUAUAUAUUGUAAUCCAGGUCUAUCUAUCUAUACACCACACGAUAGAAAAAACAAAAGAUGAAAAGGAAGAAGAAGAUUUGUAUAAUGAAAAAGCAAAGGAACAACAGGGGCAUAUAAGUAUCAAAGCAAGGGAACAGUGUUCUUGAUUUCAGACUUUUUCAGCAUAUAUUCUUUCAAUUAUUUUAAUUCUUUCUUAUCUUUGCUUCCUAAACUGAUAAAGAUCUCUUCUUUUAAAAAAUAGAAAAUAUCAGAAAAACGAAGUGAAGACCAUUAAUAAUAAUUCCUUAUGCUAUAGUUUGUUAAUUCUUUAGUGUUCGAAGACCAAACCUGAAGAAGAAAGCUCUUGAAUUCUCCCUCAUACCACGAGAACCCUCUAAAGAAAGUUGCUUUAACUCUUAGAACAAAACAUGUCGGAUCCACUCUAUAUAUUUAAUAGGUCUCAAUCCGAGAUAGUAAUUGAAUCUCUUUUAGCUUCAAGCAAUCUCAGAUCUUCAAUGCCCACUCAGCAAAUCCAAUCCUUAAGAGUCUUUGUGGCGACAUGGAACGUUGGAGGAAAAUCUCCACACUCUGGUCUUAAUCUCGAUACUUUGCUUCACGUCCACAGCGAAUAUGAUAUAUACGUUUUAGGUUUUCAGGAGAUUGUUCCACUGAAUGCUGGAAAUGUCCUUGUUCUUGGAGACAACGAGCCUGCUGCGAAAUGGUUAGCUAUGAUCAAUCAAUCCUUGAACAAGUCAUCAUCAUCAUCAUCGUCUGGAGGAAGACUUGGUCCAAAAACUCCAUCUUUUGGUGCUGGAUCGAUGUUCUUUGCUAAACCUUCUUUGAAGAAGAUCAGUGAGAGCUUCAGAACAGAAUGCAGGAGAAAGCUGAAGAUCUGUAACUGCAUCACUUUCUCUGAAGAGAUUGUAAAAAAGUAUGGGAGAGAAUCUUGUUUCAGAUGUCCAGAAGGUCUAGUUAACCAAUCCGGUGUAAUUUCUGAUGACGAAGAAGACGAAGAUGAUGAUGACGAUGAUGAUGAAGACGAGGAUGAAGGAGGAGGAAAAGUUGCUUCUCUUGUAAGCAACCAGAUGAUGAUGAAGUAUGGCUUAGUAGCAUCAAAGCAAAUGGUGGGAAUAUUCCUCACUGUGUGGAUGAGAAAAGAACUUAUUCAACACGUUUCUCAUCUCAGAAUCUCCAGCGUCACCCGCGGAAUCAUGGGUUGCUUAGGAAACAAGGGAUGCAUAGCUGUGAGUUUGCAGCUCUACAAGACUAGCUUCUGCUUCAUCUGCAGUCAUCUAGCUUCUGGUGAGAGAGAAGGAGACGAACGCCGCAGAAACUCAGAUGUGAUCGAGAUUCUAAAGAACACAACAUUCCCUAGAAUCUGCAGAACUUCUUUUACUCGUGUCCCUGAUCGAAUCACUAAGCAUGAUCGGGUCAUAUGGCUAGGAGAUUUGAACUACAGAAUAGCUUUGAGUUACUCAGAAACAAAGACGCUCUUGGAUAAAAACGCUUGGGACACUCUUCUUAACAAAGAUCAGCUCAAGAUUGAAAGAGACGCAGGUCGAGUGUUCAAAGGAUGGCACGAAGGCAAAAUCUUCUUUGCACCAACUUAUAAGUAUUCUUAUAACUCUGAUGCUUACGCCGGAGACACUACCAAAGAAAAGAAGAACAAGAGAAGAACUCCGGCCUGGUGCGAUAGGAUUCUUUGGCACGGGGAUGGAAUCCGGCAGCUCUCGUACGUGCGCGGCGAGUCACGAUUCUCUGAUCACCGGCCGGUUUGCUCCGUAUUUGUCGUCGACGUUGAGGUUUGCGAGGGUAAAACCGGAACUAGAAGACAAUAAUUUACAUUUGACUGUUGAAAACCGUCCUGGUAGAUAUUAAGACAUAAUGUUUCCAUUUAUUACGAUACUGCCACUAGCUGACCUUUGGAGCCCGCUAGAGUAUUUACUUUGACGUUAUGUUGUGAAAAAGGUGAACAAUAUAGCAUAGAGUAAGACCCAUUUUCGUUAGUAAUAUUGGCCGACCAAACCAAAAAACUCGGCAAGUCUUGCGGAUUGUGUAUCCAGCUCUUUUAAUUUGUUUGACAAAUUUGCCAACUAAGAAAUUUUGUAAUUUGGUU
Messenger RNA from Arabidopsis lyrata subsp. lyrata, 2212 nucleotides. Its product is annotated as type I inositol polyphosphate 5-phosphatase 10. Bases 525 to 1934 code for a protein of 469 amino acids. Gene Ontology annotation, molecular function: phosphatidylinositol-3,4,5-trisphosphate 5-phosphatase activity; inositol-polyphosphate 5-phosphatase activity; phosphatidylinositol-4,5-bisphosphate 5-phosphatase activity. The transcript has 8 exons. Lineage: Eukaryota; Viridiplantae; Streptophyta; Magnoliopsida; Brassicales; Brassicaceae. The record is from RefSeq and is a predicted model, not a curated record. Gene Ontology annotation, biological process: phosphatidylinositol dephosphorylation.